Anthonomus grandis grandis is the source of this 1491-nucleotide messenger RNA. RefSeq names its product cyclin-dependent kinase 4-like. NCBI's taxonomy places the organism in Eukaryota, Metazoa, Arthropoda, Insecta, Coleoptera, Curculionidae. Gene Ontology annotation, molecular function: protein kinase activity; ATP binding. The record is from RefSeq and is a predicted model, not a curated record. The transcript is spliced from 6 exons. Bases 287 to 1219 code for a protein of 310 amino acids. Gene Ontology annotation, biological process: protein phosphorylation.
AACGUCACGCGUAAAUCAAACCGUUAUUUUUGUUUAUUUAUUUUCUCAAUUUUUGUUUUAUUUAUAGUUUUUACAUUUUAAAUUACAUUUUUCUGCUAUUUAUAAUGAAGGUCGUUUAAAUUUAGUGCCACUUUAAGUCACCGUUACCUGGGAAAAGUGCCGAAAAUUUAAUUAUCUUACAGAAUCCUUUUUGACAGUCCCAAACAAGGUUUUGAAAUAAUAAUUACAGGAAGAGGAAAAACACGUUUUUUUCUUUAGGGGUUUUAUUACUUAAACUAGGACCGAGAUGGCUUCCAGUAACACCACAACGCAACAAGGAAAGAACAGCAGCACAUACGAAGCAAUAAACAGAAUAGGACGAGGGGCUUAUGGGACAGUAUACAAAGCCCGGGACAAGCAAACAGGGCUAGAAGUGGCAUUGAAAAAGGUCUGUAUACCGAUGACGGAAGACGGAAUACCCAUGAACACUUUAAGGGAAAUCGCUUUGCUGCAACAACUAAACCAUCACGACCAUCCGAAUGUUGUUAAACUGUUGGAUAUUUGCCAUGGACAGCAGAUGGGCAGAGAUCUAAUGAUGUUUUUGGUGUUUGAGCAUGUGGAACAAGAUUUGGCCAUGUAUAUGAGUAAAAACCCAAAGGGGUUUAGUGUUUCCCAUAUAAGAGACCUUUCAAGGGAAAUUGUUAACGGGGUGGACUUUUUGCACAGCAACCGGAUCGUUCAUAGGGAUUUAAAGCCGCAAAACUUGCUUGUUACUAAGGACGGACAUAUCAAACUUGCCGAUUUUGGUUUAGCCAAGACAUACGAUUAUGAAAUGAAACUGACAUCUGUUGUGGUAACUCUCUGGUAUAGGGCCCCAGAGGUCCUUUUUGGACUGCCGUACUCCUCGGCUGUAGACAUAUGGAGUAUCGGCUGUAUUAUUGUAGAACUUUACACGAGGAGUCCCUUGUUUUGUGGUAAAUCUGAAAACGAACAGCUGACUGAAAUAUUACGGGUGCUAGGAAAACCUCCGAAAAACGAAUGGCCAGAGGAGCAUGCCCCAAUUAAAUGGAACGCUUUUAAUGUCGUUGAUAAAGUGGAUAUUAAAUCGUUGGCUCCCAAUAUGUGCGAAAGUGCUCUCUCGUUGAUAAUGAAAAUGCUUACUUUUGACCCCAACAAGAGGAUCACCGCCCUAGAAGCUUUAGGAGAGGAUUUCUUUUUGGAGGAACCCCUAAAUACAUAACGCUGCUUUAUCGUCUAUUUAUAUAAUUUUACUUGUAACGUUUAGGUUUCGUUCCUUAUUGCCUUAAAAUCGGGGUUUUUUUAUCAAACAUAUACUAUACUAGUUUUUAUACAAUUUUUACAUGAAAUAUCCAUAGAGAAUAUAUUUUGAAUAACUUUUUACUUGUAAUAUUUAAGUUUUAUUCUGGAAUUUUACAGUAGGUUUUAAAGUAUGUAUAAGGUACCUAUGUUUUAUUGUUAGAAUUGUUUAGGUUCAUAAAAUUUUAAAACAGA